Pygocentrus nattereri (red-bellied piranha) is the source of this 1853-nucleotide messenger RNA. RefSeq lists its product as uncharacterized. Bases 149 to 688 code for a protein of 179 amino acids. The transcript is spliced from 2 exons. NCBI's taxonomy places the organism in Eukaryota, Metazoa, Chordata, Actinopteri, Characiformes, Serrasalmidae. The record is from RefSeq and is a predicted model, not a curated record. Gene Ontology annotation, biological process: protein dephosphorylation. Gene Ontology annotation, molecular function: MAP kinase tyrosine/serine/threonine phosphatase activity.
GAGACAACGUAGUUACUACGGAAACUGUGUCGUUACGCUGUUUACGUAGCCAGGCUAGAGCGCUUCAGAGGACGUGCUUGUUUCGCUGCUUUAACUAGAUAUUAUCAUGUGUAUGUAAUAUAACAGGUAACUCCCUGAUGGAAACACCAUGUCGGUCCCUGGAUCUCGACUGUCAGGGCUGGGUCAGAUAACCGACUACCUCUACAUAGGCAAUGCCAAAGCAGCCAAAGACAGCUCAGUUAUAGCACGCCUCAACAUCAGCUGUGUUAUAAAUGCCACGUUGGACAACAGCAAACCAUGCCUCCCUUCUGUCGAUUAUGUCUGGGUGCCCGUCGCCGACUCCCCUGAAACCCAGCUCCAAGAACACUUUGACACAGUGGCGGACAAAAUCGAUAAAGUGAGGGCGCAGUGUGGUCGGGUUUUGGUGCACUGCUGUGCCGGCGUGAGUCGCUCAGCCACUUUGUGCCUUGCCUUUCUUAUGAAACACUGCCGCAUGUCUCUGGUGGAGGCACAUGGCCUCGUGAAGUCGAGAAGACCGAUUAUCAGGCCCAACGCUGGUUUCUGGAAACAGCUGGUUGAAUAUGAGGUGAAGUUGCGAGGAACACGCUCUGUGAUGAUGGUAUCGUCGCCAAUAGGGCUGAUUCCAGACUUGUAUGAGAAGGACACUAGAGGUUUGAUACCCUUUUGACACACAUUCUGUGGUCACAACCACUGAACCAGAGCUGAAUCGAGCCAUUUAAGGGACAUUCCAGAUUAAGUGAAAAAUGAAGUCAUUGCUCACACCCUAAGGAAGUGCCACCGUAGUCUUUAGAGGGAAAAUUUCCAGAUUUAAUCACUAGGAAAAAAAUUCUGAUGAUGCUUUUGAAGGUGGAGGGACCUUUAGAAGAAAAACUGCAGCUGCUUUGACAGGCAGGCUGGAAGGCAGAUAGCUAGCAUUACUUGUAGAGAGCCAAAAGAUCAGGGAUGACUAAUGCAGAAGGUUUAAAUAAACAUAGAUCUAACAUGGAACACAGGCAAAUAAUAAAGCAUAAGAAACGAAUAAAAACAUGAAAAAGAAGUCCAGCAAACAAACUAAAGCUAGGCUAGGAUAUGCUGUGCUAAGUUUAGCAAAUGCAUCGUACAUCUUGGUUAUUGUGCUGGGAGAUCACCGAUGAACGAAAACACAAAAAUGGAAAAAUCAUGUAACAUAAAAUGGUAAAUUGCGUAAAACUGAUAAGAGAACAGGGAAACAGUGCUGUGCUGCAAAAUGCUGCAUAACACAUUAAAUAAAACAUAGUUUUAGGCUGGAAUGCUCCUCUAAGAAAUCUGACUAUCUAGUCUUAAUGUGGGCUGUAUGGGGGGCUCAGAGACUAAACAAUAACAAUGACAAUAACAGCAGCAUGGCAUGAAUUAGCUGUAAACGCUAACUGCGCAAUAUCUAUAAAACGGCCUGUUGCAGUUAUAUUGUUAAAAUAUUACUAUGAAAAACACAUCAGCGAAGGCUUAAUGUUACAUGGUUAAAGGUUAAGCUGCAUUAUCUUUGAUCAUUUAUGUAUGUUAAUUCAAACGGAUGCUUUAUUUAUUCACAGAAACGUUUGUGAUUGGUUACAAUGCACAGAGAACACACGUUAAUUUGCAUAUAUUAGUGUUUUGAAGGCAGGAUCAUGAUAACGACUUCCAAACAUUGUGCAGUCCUACUGCUAACUGUUCUUUGAAGCUAGAGAAUACCAUGAACCGCAUUCCUAAAUGGGUUUAUUCAUCAUGGGCUAUUGUUGCCUCAAACGACCAAGCGUUUUAUGAUGGUUCAAUAUGGUUUUCUAAAGUUGAAGUUUAUUAAUUGAUGUGAAAGUGGAAAUAAAAAGCUAUUUAUACUU